CACAAAACCCAAGGACAUUUCACUCUCACAACUGUGUCAAUACGUCUGUUAAACAAUAAAACAUUCAAAUAUUUACCGAAGCCUCAUAACACAACAACUAAGUGGAAAUUAUACGGAUAUGUGAAGGUGUGUCUCCUUUCGCAACCGGAAACGGUGCAGUGUGUGUUAGUGUUAACACGUCAGUACAGAUGAACUCAUGAGUGAAGCAGGCCGAGAAGUUUCAGGUCAGAAACACACGGGAUUUAUCUGGAUCCUGGAUGUUGAUUGUUUAAUUACGGUCAAAAGGCUUUAUCGAUACAUGAUCAGCGCAGGAACGCGUUUGGAGAGUCUCAGCGGCUGUUUUAGGGAGUUUUGAACAGGCGGAGCGGCGGCGGCUUCUGCUGGUGGAAAAUGCCUCUGUUUCCAUGGAGUUUGUGUUUGUGUGCGGCGCUGUGUGUUCUGCCGGCGGUGCGAGCGGACGCUGAAGAUGCUUCACUGCUGGACGGCUGGCAGGAUGUGUGGCUCUUCCGCUUGUUCCUCAAUGUUUUGGGCUACGCCACCAUCAUCAUCCCUGGAUAUUUCCUAAUCAGCUACUUCAAACGAAUCAAUUAUCUAGAAACAGGCCGCGGGAUUUGCUUUCCUCUCAUAAAGACGUGUGUGUUUGGGAAUGAGUCUAAAACUGGACUGCUGGAUGAUGUUUCAACGGCGUCCAGAACCGACUCUGAAUCCAGUUCAUCAGCUCGACAGGCCUUCAAAUUGAUCUUCUGUGCUGCUGGACUCCAGGCGUCAUACCUGACAUGGGGCGUCCUUCAGGAGCGGGUGAUGACACGGUCCUACGGCGCCACGGAGGUGGAAGGCAGCGGCGAACGCUUUAAAGAUUCCCAGUUUCUGGUGUUCAUGAACCGCAUCCUGGCCUUGACGGUGUCUGGACUGUGGUGCGUCCUGUUCAAACAGCCCCGCCACGGUGCGCCCAUGUACAAAUACUCCUUCGCUUCACUGUCGAACAUCCUCAGCAGCUGGUGCCAGUAUGAAGCGCUCAAAUACAUCAGCUUUCCCACACAGGUGUUGGCCAAGGCCUCUAAAGUGAUUCCCGUGAUGCUGAUGGGCAAGAUUGUCUCGCACAAGAGCUACGAGUACUGGGAAUACUUCACCGCCGCGCUGAUCUCUGUGGGUGUCAGCAUGUUCCUGCUGACCAGCUCCACCGGCAAACAUCCGUCCACCGUCACCACCUUCUCCGGCGUCAUCAUCCUCGGAGGAUACAUCGUGUUCGACAGCUUCACCUCCAACUGGCAGGACAACCUCUUCAAAUACAAGAUGUCGUCGGUGCAGAUGAUGUUCGGCGUGAAUCUCUUCUCCUGCCUCUUCACGGUCGGCUCUCUGCUGGAACAGGGCGCCUUCUUCGACUCGCUCGCCUUCAUGACGCGCCACUCCGAGUUCGCUUUCCACGCCGUGCUGCUGUCCGUCUGCUCCGCGUGCGGGCAGCUUUUCAUCUUCUACACCAUCGCGCAGUUCGGCGCGGCCGUCUUCACCAUCAUCAUGACUCUACGGCAGGCCAUCGCCAUCCUCCUGUCCUGCUUCCUCUACGGUCACGCCAUCACCAUAGUGGGCGGCUUUGGAGUGGCCGUGGUCUUCCUCGCCCUUUUCCUCCGCGUCUACGCCCGCAGCCGCAUGAAGAAGACGGGCAGCAAGCGGGUGACGCAAACGCCGGUUCAGAAGGUCUAGAUGAACAGCGGUCGUUCGGAUGUGUACAGAUGCCACAUUUUCGUGGUUUAAUUCGUCUUUUUUUGUUUGCUGCAAAACUGUGGGUUUGUAUUUUGUAAGGUCAAAAGGUACAGAAAGGGAUUACGCUGUAUUUCAAAGGGAUUUUGGCUCGGCACUUGGUGUUUUUGAGUGGGAAAUGACUUCAUGAGCCGUCGAGUGAACACGGACUGGUCAGUGAGUGCUGAGCCUUUGAUAUCUUUGUAAUUUGGUACUGAAAUACGUUCAGUUUUUCUAUUUAAAGUUUGCUUUAAGAAGUUGUUCGAGAGGAAUACGAGAUGUUGUUGCGGUAGAGAUGCUUUAGGAGCGUCUGUGCCACUUGUCUACUUACCCAUCCAUCUAUUCUCAUCAUAUCUGGGUCAUAUUUCACUACAAAAACAAAUAGAAUCUAAUAAUAAAAUGUAGUAAACACACAAUAGUGUAGCCUUUUUUCAAGAACCAUUACCCUUUUUGCAUUAUCACAUUAUUUUCAUGAAAACUAAGCAGAUUUUCUGCCCAAAUCAUCUUAUUGUUAUUAAUAUUAUUUUUUAUUAUUUGUAUUAUUUUUUUAAAAUAUUUUAUUAUUAUUAUUAAUACAAUAAUACAUUAUUUUUCACUGUUUUACCAUAAAUAAUUAUACUGUAAUGCAAUAUUUUUAUUUUUGUGUGAAAAUGCGACUGAAGAAUACAUCCUCAGUGUCUACGUUUACAUGUGCACCAAUAAUGCGAUUAUUUCAAAUAAUCAGAGUAAGGACUCAAUCGUAUGCACUAGGGCUGCACAACGAUUAAUCGUUUGCAAAAUAAAAGUCUGUGUUUACGUAAUAUAUGUAUGUGUUCUGUGUAUAAUAAUGUAUAUAUAAGUACAUGCACAUACAUGUAUAUAUUUAAGAAAAAAAAAUUAUUUAUAUAUAAAAUGCACCCUCAUAAUUCGAUUAUAAUGGGUUUUUGGCAAUAUUGCAAUUAAACUUAAAACUUGGAUCAAACUAAUGGGAUUAAGCUCAUAAUUGGAGUAACUAUAGUUGCAUUAAACUAUGUGGCGUAUGCUGAUUUUAAUCGCAAUAAACAGGCAUGUAAACCCCUUAAUCGCAUUAUUACUGAUCUCACCAAAGUGCGCAUGUGCUCGGACGUAUGACGUGUGUUGUAAACACAACUUCGUGAAUGAACUCCGUGACAUUAUUCUGAAGUUUUUCAUCCACUCCGAAUCGAGAGACGGUGUUAAAUUACCUCAUGCUGCUUAUUCAUUUUGUCGUUGCCAGAAAAACGCCUAAAUGGGUUGCCAUUGUCUGUGUACAACUCUGCAUAGCCUCAUGAAAUGCGCUGAUGACGUGUGAUAUCUGCGCAAGCGGAGGUAUGGAAAUGCAUACGUUGACAGGCAGGUAGGACAUCAUAUCAUUGCAUUCGGACCGUUUGCAAUGAUCUUUUUUUUUUUUUUUUUGUCCUGAGACUUCCACAGAAGAUAUGUGUACAUGGUUUAAUAUCUAGACCACUUCUAUUAUUGAUUGCUAUCAGGAUGUGAAUAACAAAAAGUGUUUAUGGAAAUAGUUGCCUACCCUACCUUUAACACAGUUAUCUUCAUCCAUAGACGGUGCGAAGAACGCGACGGCAGCGUAGGUAACUAUUGUAUGUCAUUGUAACCGAUUCAACCUUUAAGUCUGUUACACUGUUCAUCACGGCAUUGAAUAAUAUCCAUUACGUCCAUAGAAAUGUGUUUUGCAUUUGACGUAAGUGGAUUAAAACCAGUUUCACCUACCUACUGUAUGCGAGUUCAUCAUUUGUGCAUUGCUUUGAGUUAUGCGAAUAAUUGAAUUCUUAGCGAAUAAUCAGAUUAAUGAAAAUUUAAUGUAAUCGGUAGGGAAGAGUUUGGCUCUUGUCAUGUAAACAUCUUACUGCAAUGAAGUCCUUACUCUGUUUAUUCUAAAAAUUGCAUUAUUGGUGCUAGAGCUGCACGAUUAAUCGUUAAAAGAUUUCGAUUCAAACACUCACGCCAUCUUAUUCCUCAAUGACAACGAUUCGCCUCUAUUAAACCUUUGACAAGUACGAUCACAGCGAACAUUCAAGUCUGCGUUCUGAUCCAGAGAGAUCAGUUGUCCUUGUCCUAUAGAUAUGAAACAGAAGUACUGGGAUAAAAGUUUAUAGUUCGGAUAUAAACACAAUCAAAAUAGAGUAAAUCACCUUUUGAAAGUAACUUGGCUCUUCAAAUAAAGAUUAUCAAUUACAUAGUUACACCAGUAGGUGGCGAGAAGUGACUGUUAGGAAUGUAUUUAUUGAAUCAUUCAUUCAAGAGAUUUGUUGAUUCAUCCAGUAAGGUAACAAGUGAAGUCUUUAUGAGUGAGUCAUUGAAUUAUUCACUAAAUGCGAUUUUUUUUUUUUUUUUAAAUAAUACAUUUAAAUUAAUUACAUUUUUUAAAAUAGGCUAGACUGCAGCAAUUAAUAUUUAGUCAAAACCUCUAGUAAAUUUUGUUUAGUUGUUUAUUUCAAAAGACGUGGGAGAAUCUAUUUUAAACCAAAAAAAUCAUGAUUCUCAAAUUAUCCAGAGUCAUGCAGCUAACUAUCAACGAAUCUGGCAGUUAAAUGGCUCAUAUCUCAAAUGUUUUCCCCCCCCGUCUUAUUCCGGCUGUCAGGUGUGCUGUUGUUGCUGGUUAUGUGGCGUAUCCGUCAUAUCAAACCAGCAUCCAUAAACCACCAGUGCCUGUUUGAUAAAUCUGAGGAAUAGGCUUUGUGUAGAAUCAUUUAAAAGCACUGAUACAAACUGUGUUUACAGCUGUUUCAAAUAGUGAAUAUGGCUAGUUUGGGUUUUUGAAAUGAACACAUCAGUCCUUGUGUAAGUCAAUACUUUUGUCUUUUGAUUUUGGGGUGAAAUAUGAGCUGAACCAGUUCUUGACUGGUUUUACGAGAUUCACUCUGAAACACAUUUUUAAGCAGGUUUGACUGUUUGAAGACGGACGGUGUCAGGUGUGUCUUAAAAGCAUUUUUAUAACACCUACCCUUAUUAUGACAUUACAAUCGAACAUGUUAAAGGCAACUAUGCACUAAAGAUGUCAUUUACUUUCCCUCAUGUCACACCAAACCCGUAUUUCUUUUCCAUAAAGUAACCACCAUCAUUUAUGGACGUCUUGUAUGGCUUCUUAGAGCUUCGUUGUGUUGGAAUAAAGCAUGACUUUUCUGCCUAAUUCUGCCUUUUAAGUCAUACGAGAUUAGAAUGACAUGAGUAUCGAUGACCGAAUGUUCAUAUUUUGCUGAACUGUCCCUUUAAGAGGCGUGGCUUCUGUCAGUGGAGUUUGUGGAACAGGAUUGUUCGGCGUUUUUCCCGGUUCGAUGAGGAAGACGCUGAAAAAUGUUUGUAAGAGCCUGAAAGGGAAGUUCCACACUAUUCAUAUUUCUAUUAAUUAUCUACCAUUACAAUAUAUACAGCUUCAGUAAAAGCCACCAAUCCAGUUUUACAGUGUGGUACGGUUCACACACGUGUUUAUUUUUAGGGUUUGGUUGAAGGAGAUUUGAACAAAUUUGCUCUCGAGCUUCACAAUACUAAUGACGUCUUGUGACAACCUUUUUUUUUUUUUAUUAUAUUGAAGGUUCUUCUUAAAGAAACUACCUAAUAAUAACCUUUUUCUUUUUGGUCAGGGGUUAAACUUUUUUUUUUUCUUCAUUAUUUUAAAGUUUAUUUUCUGUUACUGUUUUUUAUUUGCAUGUGCAAUAAUAAUCUGCCUUCUAUCAUGCUUGUUUACCAAAAUAUUAAGGUGAAAUCUCACUCCAGAAUCUACAUCCUUUCACAUGUUACAGAAAUAUUUUUAAACACUAACCAGGAAUAAAACUAACCUUAACAUUUUACAAUGAGGUCCCAUUAGUUAAGUUAGUAAAGGCAUUACAUAACAUUAACUAACAAUGAGCAAUGCAUUUGUUACAGUAUUUAUUCAUCUUUGUUAAUGUUAGUUAAUAAAAAUACAGCUGUUUAUUGUUCAGGCCCAUUAAAUGAUAACAGAUACAAUGUAUUUUUAAAUGUUUAAAUGAACAUUACCUAAGAUUAAAUAUGCAUUAAAAGUAUUUUUCAUUGUUAGUUCAUGUUAAAUAAUGUUACCUAAUGGAACCUUACUGUAAAGUGUUUCACAAAUCAUCCCUCCUGUUGAAAAUUAAAGCAUUACUUAUUAUAUUAGUAUUACUUAUAUAUGAUUAGUAAAGCAUUACCAGGUGAACCUCAUGAAAAGUUUAGAUUGUUUAUAAUGAAAAUUAAGCUUAUUUUAGGACCAUCAAGAGUUUUUAGCAUUAUGACAUUUUCAUGACAUUUACCAUGUGUUUUUUUCCCCUCAUUAUUCUCAAAAGUGAUUAUAUGGAAGCUUGUUUAUGACAAAGAAUAAAAUAGGCCAUUUUUAAUCUCGCAAUUGAGAUUAAAACUCACAUAAAAUCUGAAUUUCAAGAUAUAAACUUACAGUUGCGAUGGGGAAAAAAAAUCAAAAUUACUUUUAUUUUUUAUUUGGUGGCAGAAACAAGCUUCCAUAUGAUUCUCAUACAGGUACAGCAAUUUUUAAUUAAAUCAGAAAAAUUAAAUGUGAAAUUUAAUAUAUAUAUAUAUUUUUUUUAAUUAAACUAAAACAUCAGUACUAUAAACCUUUCAUGUACUUAAAUUACAGUAUUUUUCACAUUAUUGGGAAGAAUUCUGCUUUAUUGUCAUGAAAAACUUAAUGCUCCUAAAUUACCUUUAGGGAAAAAUUAAUGUCUGUUUUUUCUUUUUGAUUUUGGGGUGAAAUAUGACCUGAACAUGUUCUGUGAGAUUCACCUUACCAGACUGCCAUGAGGUUUUGUUUUCUGUCCUCUGUAAUAUUAAUUUCUUGUAAAGGCCCAUGAAUGUUUUGGAGGUCUUAAUGAAUCAUUUGUCUGUCAAUCUGAUCACUCAGAUAAAUGUGUCGUUUCCUGCCUUUUAAUGUGAAGGAUGUGUCUAGCCACCUAAUUAAUAGUCUUAUUAACUUUGUUUUAGGGUUAAUUUGUUUAUAUUAGAUUAAAUUAAUUUGAUCACAUGACCAAACUGUCUCAGAUGUGUGUUUCAUCCUCGCUUUCCUCGUUUUUGUUCUGGUUCCUUGUACUCAUGAUGAUGAUGAUGAUGUUAAAGUCAUCUGCACUGCUAAAUUACAUCUUAUUUUACACGUCA
Megalobrama amblycephala (Wuchang bream) is the source of this 6855-nucleotide messenger RNA. It is a transcript of the gene slc35b2, whose product is annotated as solute carrier family 35 member B2. The record is from RefSeq and is a predicted model, not a curated record. Lineage: Eukaryota; Metazoa; Chordata; Actinopteri; Cypriniformes; Xenocyprididae. The coding region runs from base 391 to 1701 and encodes 436 amino acids. Gene Ontology annotation, molecular function: 3'-phosphoadenosine 5'-phosphosulfate transmembrane transporter activity. Gene Ontology annotation, biological process: transmembrane transport. The transcript has 5 exons. Gene Ontology annotation, cellular component: Golgi membrane; endoplasmic reticulum membrane.